Messenger RNA from Bemisia tabaci, 2611 nucleotides. RefSeq names its product kinetochore protein NDC80 homolog. Gene Ontology annotation, cellular component: Ndc80 complex. The record is from RefSeq and is a predicted model, not a curated record. Gene Ontology annotation, biological process: attachment of mitotic spindle microtubules to kinetochore. NCBI's taxonomy places the organism in Eukaryota, Metazoa, Arthropoda, Insecta, Hemiptera, Aleyrodidae.
AACCGUAUUAUCCUAUUAUCAGUAUUGAGUGCAAAUGCUGAAUAACUGUUUCUGUUAGAUUAUAGAUUAAAUAAAAUCACUGGAUCUAUCAUGAUCCUAAAAUCUCUAUCCCAUAUCGUUUCGGGGUUAUCUUAAUUCUUGUGACGAAGUGAUAUUCAUCUACUAACCUUGAUUGUUUCCUCAUUUAAUUCUAACGCUUCAAGUCUCCUCUCUUACAUCGGUGCGAGAAAAUAUUCUACGAAAAUGCCUAAGUCAUCACUUGGAAGGCGCUCCUCUUCCAUGCGACCUGUGCGAUUAUCAGAGGUUGAAGCCAGAGGAGGAAAUGAAACGAUCAGAAAAGGAGAGCAGAAACGUUCUUUCAUCCCGAAGCCAAGUAUAGGUGGACAUGGAAGAUCAAGCUCUGUGGACCGAGACUCCAGGUUUUCGAGUAGAAGUGCCUCCAAAGUAAGCACUGACCACAAAUUGAACCGAUCCAGAAGUCAAGUCAAUGUACGAACACCAGUAGUGCCGAUGACACCUCUCUUCAGCAGCAAAGGAGGAGUUCUUCCUCCCGGCAGCACCCUGAGACCUAGCCAUGGCAGUAUUGAUCAAAGCAGGUUGAGCAGUAUUGGUGCCAAAUCUUCGCGCAGAGAUAUGAGACCUUUGUCAGACAAAACUUUUCAACAAGAAGCUCAGCGUCAAGUCACACAGUUCUUUUUGAGGCAUCCUCAAGGUCCACUGGUAUUGGAGAAACGUACGAGUAUAAAACCGAUGACAACUGCAAUGUUCAUAGAUCUUGUCAAUAUCCUGCUCCAGGUCUUCGAUGAAACAGCCAUGGUUGAUCAAUCAGAUUACAUCACUAGGCUUCCCACAUUCACAAAACGCUUUGGUUAUCGUGGCAAAGUGGAAAAAUCUUGGCUCCAAACAGUUAACACACCUCAUGCUUGGCCUCAUGUUUUGGGACUUCUCCAAUGGUUAGUCGAAGUGAAUGAACUUUACGAGGAUUUCGAGCCCAUGCCAGCUUUUUAUCAGGACUUUGUCGAGGAUCAACCCACAGAUGGAUCUGAACCUGCAAUAGAUUUCAAGCUUUUUCUACCUUUUUUGAUGAAGUCCUUCAAUGCUUUUCAAACUAAACCUAAUUCUGAAAUUGAGAUCGCCCGGUUAGAAGAGCAGCUUCUAGAAAAUAUCAAGGAGCAUGAAGGAGUCAGUGUAGAAGAAUUUGAUGCUUUGCAAGACGAAGUGAAGGCACUAGAUGAAGAACUCAACAGUCCAGAGAAUCUCGCUGAGUUAGCAGAAUUAGAGGAAUUGAAAUCUCAAAAACAGGUGUUGGAAAGCGAUUUCAAGAAAUUGAAAGACCAUAAACUAGGCAAUAACAGAUACCUGGCAGAUUUGAACGAUAAAAUAGGGGACAUCAAAAGCGCUAGAGAAGCCCAAGAAAAAGAAAUCCGAGAAUUACAACAGGAAAUUGAUCAAACUAAAGCUGAAAUAGAGCAGCAAUGUGUGAGUGUUGCGAAGAAGGAGGUGAUGAUUCAGGAAAUGGCCGAUCUGCGACGAGAAAUUGCCUAUCAAAAUGGAUGUCUGGAAGAGUACUCAAAAAUCGUGUACUCUGAGGAUUUAAAGGUUGUUGGUGCUCGCCAAAAAUUGAAUGCUGCCCUUUUGGAGUACAACAAAUUGGUUGCGAUGAACACACUGGAUAUACCACAAUUGAAAAAAGCCAGAAUAGAUGUGAAUAUUCUCCAACUAGGAGCUGCGGAGGAACUUGAAGCUGUCGAUGAAACUCUGAAAGAAUUGAAAGCCGAGCUGAAGCACUUGAGAACUCAAAUGACGUUAGAGCUCGAUAGUUUACGAGAUCAAGCUAUAAAUAUUCAAGAGGUUCAAAGCAAAGAGAACGAUGAAGUUGGCAGUAUCAGCAAAGCUUUACAGGCCAAAGAGAAAGAAUGUGAAGAUUUCAAGAGGAUGAUGAGGGAAACAACCGAAGAUUUGACGGUCUCAAAUGAACAACUACGAAAGAAAAUUGACAGCAUUCUACAAAAAAUGCCAGACCUCAAGAGCCUAGAGCUUGAACUCCAUAAUAAGCGAAGAGAUUUGGAAAAUGCCACUGCUGAUGUCAAGCUCAUAGAAAAGAAAACCUUGGAAUAUUCGACUACGUGCAAAGCCGUCUUUGAAGAAUUUGUCAGGAAAACAGAGGCCAAAAUUGGUUCCACGGAACAGAAAUUGAAGAACGUGGUGAAAAAUUUCCAGGAACCUGGACAUUAGUCUCGAGAGAAAACUCUUCGGUGAUUCCACAUCGUUCUUAAGAUCUGCUCAAAAUGCUCCAGAAAUGAUCUAAAAUUGUAAUCUAGUUUUUAAUGUAAAUUCGAAUUUUAUUUUAUUAGUCUUUAGUUUUAAUAAUUCAUGUAUUUUUAAAUUUGUAGUAUUUUUUUACUGUAAAAACAAAGUUAAUCUUUAAGGUGUAAGUUAUCUUUUUGUUCCCUUGAAAAAUGCAGUUCAUAAUUCCGGGAAGCUAAUCAUUCAUCCUACUGCGAUACAGUCGAGGGAUUUCACAUCUAUAUUAAGGUCUGUUCAUAAUACUCAAGAGGAGAUUAAAAAAUUGUAAUUAGUAAUCAAUGUAAAUUAGAAUUCUAUUUUUUCA